This is a messenger RNA of Mollisia scopiformis, 2212 nucleotides long. RefSeq names its product amino acid permease 2. Gene Ontology annotation, cellular component: membrane. The record is from RefSeq and is a predicted model, not a curated record. NCBI's taxonomy places the organism in Eukaryota, Fungi, Ascomycota, Leotiomycetes, Helotiales, Mollisiaceae. The transcript is spliced from 13 exons. Bases 439 to 2046 code for a protein of 535 amino acids. Gene Ontology annotation, biological process: amino acid transport; transmembrane transport. Gene Ontology annotation, molecular function: transmembrane transporter activity.
CGUCAGUAUUCGAGCUCUCGAAUUCAUACCCAAAAGGGCAUAUUGCAUCUCGAAGCGACCGCCCAGCGUUCAUUCGUUACCAGCACAAAAACUCGCCAGGGUCAGAAGUGGAGCCUUCUGGGGGCGGACCGCAAGGACCGCAGCGAGCGCCGAGAGCGCAUACGAUCCCUGUCAGAGUGAAGUCGUUAUCUUCGACCCAUGGAGUAGCUGCACGAUCAUUUUGUCACCGCCUUCGAUACACGGACCGUAGCGUCGGUAACUUUCACGUAGGAAGCGAUGUCUUUUGAGCCCAGUCCUUGACACGGGGUACAAACACCUUCAUUUCGAAAGGAGCCUUCUGCAUAUCAUACUCUGCUUUAGCCUUACUUCUACUCGCACUUUGCAAUGUAACUUGGAACCACUCAACGUUCCGGCAGCAUCAACAACUCUUUAGAAACAAUGUCUGAAUCUGCAGUAUCAAGCAAGGAGAAGAGCUAUGAGGAUAUUGCACCUGUUCAGGUCCGUGAUACUGAAGUAGGAAAGAUGCAUGAUAUUGUCAACUCAGAUGACGAGUUGUUGAGAGAAAUUGGAUACAAGCAGGAAUUCAAGCGAGAAUUCACGAGGCUAUCCACUCUAUCCUAUGCGAUCUCUAUCAUGGGAGUACUUGGUUCCGUACCUGCAACUUAUGCUGUACCACUUUCGGCUGGCGGACCAGCAACCGCAGUUUGGACUUGGUUCGCCGGGACCUUUUUCUCCAUGAGCAUUGCCCUAUCCAUUGCUGAGCUUGUAUCCGCGUACCCAACAGCAGGCGGGAUGUAUUUCGUUACCAAAUAUGUCGUUCCCGAGAGACAUGUGCCUCUGGCCUCAUGGAUCGUAGGGUGGAGCAACUUUCUUGGACAAACAGCAGGCGUGACAAGUGUUGGCUAUUCUGUUGGUCAGAUGCUCUUAGCUGCUUGUGCAAUGGGUUCGGAUUAUGAUGAAACUACUGGGACAUUUGCGUAUACGCCGACCGCGGAGCACACCGUUGGCGUCUCAGUGGCUAUCCUCAUCAUCAUGGGAUUCAUUUGCUCGUUUCCUACGAAGUGGCUGCAUGAAUUUAUUCUGUGGUUCGCGCCGGUCAAUGUCAUUGCAUCUGUGGCAAUCUGCAUAGCACUUCUUACCUUGACUCCCAAUCUUAACCCGGCUAGCGAAGUGUUCGGAACUGUGACUGAUGGCUCGAACUGGAAUUCGAAAGGCUUCUCGUUCAUGAUUGGUUUUCUCUCGGUUGCAUGGACUAUGACAGAUUAUGAUGCCACGACUCACAUCUCCGAAGAGACCAAGCAAGCCGCCAUCCGAGGACCAGUUGCAAUCACUCAGGCAGUCAUAAUUUCUGGAGUUGUGGGAUGGCUCCUAAACGUUACCUUCGGCUUCUGCGCCGGUGAUGUUACAGCAAUCCUCGGUUCUGGCCUUGGUAACCCUGUUGCUCAAAUAUUCUACAAUGCAAAUGGCAAGAAGGCAGCUUUGGCAAUGUGGUUCUGGGCGAUCUUAAUCCAGUUCUUCACAGGAUGUGCAGCCAUGUUAGCAGACACAAGAAUGUGCUACGCCUUCUCCCGCGACCACGCUCUUCCAUUCUCCUCCACGCUGAAGAAAAUGAAUCCCCGGACUCAAACACCACUUCACAGCGUCUGGCUCGUAACCCUCCUCUGCUGCCUCCUCUGCCUCAUCGCGCUCGGCAGCGUCGAAACCAUCAACAGCAUCUUCGGCAUCACUGCCCCGGCGCUCGAUUGUUCAUACAUGGCCGUUGUCGCCAUGAAACUUUACUACGGCAAACAACUCGAUAUUCGAAAGGGGCCUUUUACAUUGGGAAAGUGGAGUAGAUGGGUUAAUUACGUGGCGCUGGCGUGGGUUAGUUAUGUUACUGUUGUGCUGCUGUUCCCGACCUCGAGACCGGUUAUAGCGGUCAAUAUGAAUUAUGCAGUGGUGGUGGGUGCUGCGAUUGCGGUUUUUGCGUUGGUUUGGUGGUAUGCUGGGGCGAGGAAGGUAUAUGUCGGUCCCAGAGUUGAUCAUGUUGAGGAGGAGAUCAAGUGAUCUAGAGUUUCGGCUCCCCUGAAUGCCCCACUCUUUGAACGAGCUAGUAGACGUUGGCGAGCAGGAAUUCUCCGAUCAGUUUUCCUUGACCUGCUCGACGUUGCUUCUUGCUUUGCAUUUGCGUUCUCCUCUCCCUCGAUAGAUAGAACUCGAUAAAUCACUGAAC